AUGAGAGGCAACGUGCGCUUAAAAGCGGUGUGGAGCAUUGUGGUUUACUGCACGGAACGAUCCACAUCAGCACAACAGUAUAGAAAAUGGGAGAAUGCAUGGAUGGAUGGACUUAAGCUAACUCUGUUUACAGGCUCAGAUGGAGAAAGCCACUGGCUCAAACACUUUCCAUACUGUUCUGGACCUAUGCAGUCACCAGUUGACUUCAAGACAGACAAACUUAUCUUUGACUCAUCUUUACGCCCAAUUGUGCUUGAGAACUACGAUCUUACAGGUCAACGCGCUCUUACGCUGAAAAAUAAUGGACAUACAGUCCAAGUCUUACUUCCCUCGGGUAUGACCGUCUCCGGCCUUCCUCAACGCUACACUGCAACUCAGCUUCACAUCCACUGGGGCUCCAAAACUAAUCCCCUUGGUUCGGAGCACACGGUCAACGGUAAACAGUAUGCUGCUGAGCUGCACAUUGUACACUACAAUUCAGCAAGAUACACCAAUGUUUCCAUGGCUUUUGACAAAUCUGACGGUUUGGCUGCACUGGCUGUUUUAAUUGAGAUUGGGGCCCAUAAUCCAAGUUUUGAAAAGAUUUUACCUUAUUUCAGUCAAGUUAAAUACAAGUCAAACAGCCAUAAAAUUCCAGCAUUUGACAUCAGGCAGAUGAUGCCUCAGCGUUUGGAUGAGUAUUUCCGCUACGACGGCUCUCUCACAUCGCCGCCUUGCUAUCAAAGCGUCACGUGGACGGUGUUCAAGAAUCCUGUCAGCAUCUCUCAGGCUCAGUAUAACAUCUUGACGACAACUGUGUUUGCCAACAAAGCUGGUAAAACACCCAACGUGCCUCUUGUUAAUAUCUUUAGGAAAACACUCCCAAUUGACAACCGUAUUGUCCUGGUGUCCUUUAAGCACGGAGUGACUACCCACAAGUCAGUCACAUGCACCCUCAAGAGGAAGGCAAUCAUUCGCCAACUGUUGGGCGGCGAAGUGGAGGAGAUCAUCGAAAGUGGACUCUUGCCCCUAAGCGUCAGCAAGUCACUCUACAAGGGCUACGCUCAAGCUGAAUUGAAAGCACACAACACGGGAUUUACGUCGGCACUUGAGAAGGCAUCUAAACGGCUGGCCAUGUUAAAGGACAUCGCUCAGCCGACAUUGGCCUUUGGUUCGUUGCUCCAGCAGAAGUCGCUUGAAAUCCAACAAUCAACCAACCCUAAGAGUCUUUCCGUUUCUCUCGCUGAAGCCGUUCUCCCGAAACUCAACCUCAAGAGCUUCCUGUCCUGUAAGUCGGACAUCGCUCUGGCCACCGUCAAGUAUCUCCUUAGCGGUCGGCCUUUGAGGGGCAAAGAUGAGGAUUUCUUCCUCCUUGACCCUUACCUUGAUAGUUAUACAAUGCAUACUUGGCUUUUGAAAAGGGAGUGGGAGGAUUAG
Molecule: messenger RNA, 1416 nt
Organism: Nerophis lumbriciformis (worm pipefish)
Lineage: Eukaryota; Metazoa; Chordata; Actinopteri; Syngnathiformes; Syngnathidae
Source: RefSeq, a predicted model, not a curated record